GGCUGAGGCACGGGAACCUGACUAGGAUCCCCAGCUUGCUUUCUACUAUCUCUCUUGUGUCUCUGUGUGUUGAGACCUGCCAGCCUUGGAGUUCACUUCACAGACUUUAAAUGCGAACUAGGAACGACACCUCUACCCACACAAAACGACUGGCCGUUCAGAACAACUGUUCACCUGCGUCCGAAGCUCCGAACACUCUCUGCUCUGUUCGGGAACACGACUGUACCCUACCCAAGACAAGCCCCCGCUCUUUCUUUCUCAAAGACUGGAGCGAUGGAUUCAUUUUUGACAAUUAUUGCUGCCCUUCUACUAGUUGGGUUUCUAUCUUCAACUGCUUCCAGGCAGUUCGACACUGAAUGUUACACAGCCAAUGGAGGGGACUACAGGGGCUGCCAAAACCAGACGAGCCUCCUUGGGGGCAAGCCAUGCCUCUUCUGGAAUGAGACCUUCCAGCACCCCUACAACACCCUCAAGUACCCCAACGGAGAGGGGGGUCUUGGCAGCCACAACUACUGCAGGAACCCUGAUGGUGACGUCCAGCCGUGGUGUUACAUCGCUGACCACGAAGAAGGAAUCUACUGGAGAUACUGUGACAUCUCCACCUGUCAGAUGCCAGGUAACCUGGGCUGUUUCAAAGACAGUGGAGACCCUCCCACCCUGACAGGGAGCAGUGAGACCUCCAACAAACUCACCAUCCAGAACUGCAUCAGCUUUUGCCGCAAACAGAGAUACAAGCUAGCUGGGAUGGAGUCGGGUUACGCCUGUUUCUGUGGUAACGACCUGGACCAGCAUCACCAUGGCAAAGCACCCAGUAUGGAGUGCAACCAUGUGUGUUUUGGUGACCACACCCAGCCCUGUGGAGGAGAUGGAUGGGUUAUCAUCUUCGACACUCGUGUUGGGGCGUGCGGGGGUAACUACUCUGCUCCCUCUGGGGUGGUCUACUCCCCUGACUUCCCUGAUAAGUACGAGGCAGGGAGGGUCUGCUACUGGACUGUCCAGGUACCUGGAGCCUCCAUGAUCCUGUUCAACUUCACCUUCUUCGACAUUUCGGACCAGACAGACAUGGUGGAAAUGCUGGAUGGCUAUACCACCCAGGUGUUAGCACGGUUCGACGGCCGCAACUCGCCCCAGGACCUGGUCAACGUCACUGGAGACUUUGUCAUCCUCUACUUCUACUCAGAUCACACCAACCAAGCACAGGGCUUCUCUGUCACAUACCAAGCGCUGAGAGGCCUGGACACCAGACCUAUGGAUGAGGAUGAGAAGGAAGAUGAGGACAUUAGUACAGUGAAGCCUCUGCUUAACGGCGUAACGGAGAAGUCUAACGGGAGCGAUAACGGACGUUCCUCUCAAAUCCUCUAUGUGAUAACGUCCAGUCCCGGUAAACCAGACCACAACAUGCCAGGUCAGUGGGCCGGACCCAACGGGACCAACGGACACACCUCUAUGUGGACCAUCUACGCCCUAGCUGCUCUCCUGACUCUGACAGUCAUAGCCAUGGUGGCUAAACUACUACUGCAUAUUACAGUGAAGUCUCCCAACAUCCCGACCAGCAGUGGUUCAGAGAGCUGCAGCGUGCAGAGUGCUGCGUCCGAGCCCUGGAUCAUCUUCUAUCGGCCCUCCACCAUCUCCCUCUUCAAGAAGAAGCUAAAGAACCACCACGGAGACCUCAGCCCUCUGGUGGGCAACUAGCGAACUGCAGUCUGGUCUACUAACAUCAUCACCAUCAUGUACCAGGGCCUAGCGUACCAGAGCUAGUUAUAGAGCUAGCCCCUCUACCAAUGAGACUCUAUGGGGUACUGAGCUACAAAGCUAACAUAAUCACUAAUGACUGAUUCACUGACUCACUGAGUGACUACUACCAAAUGGCCCAAGAGCCAAGUCCCUAUAUGGGAUCCAGACAGGGCUGUCUGUGUCUGCUGUGUACAAGGCAGGAGAGGAGGGCAGCUAUACAGUGUGAGGUGGAUGUUUUACUGUAGGGAACUCAUCUUCUAUGGGUUCCACUUCCGUUGUCCAUGGAUGUCUGAGAGCAUUGCAGUCCUCCUCUAGAGACAAGGGUUGGCUGGGGCCAAAGCAAGCAGUUUCCAUAGGACUCCUCCAGAAUGCAGGCCUUUCAUUGUAACUGUGUGCCGGUGGGGCACAAAAUGUCUGACAAUCUCUCCAAAUUCGCUAACCUGCGAACAACUGAGGGAGCCAUGCAUAUUCCCUAUCAGUGACUGUCAUAGGUGUCUCACAGAACAAGGUGUUGGAUCACAAGGGGUCAGAGUAAGGCCUAGAUUCAAUCAGAUCAAGCGUUAAACAGCGAUAUCUGAUGUUUUGGUGGUGUCAGAGGUGUAACUGUUGGAGCAGUCAAAUCGGUUAGCAGGUGCUCUUGAUCAUUGUCACUAAGCCACACCCGCAGCUCACGUUAGAAGUUCAGAACGAGAAAAUGUAGGCUGUCUAGAAAUAAUGACACGCAAAUUAAAAAUCAUUAGACGAAGAAAGCGUAAUCGAGGUAUAGAUUACAACUCACAUUCCAGUGUUGGAACUUGUAGAGAGGGCUGCUUGGGAUUUCUCUUAAUGCGACUCCGUGCAGCCAAUGGUAAAGUCCGCUUUAGGUAUAAUGCCAGGAGAUACUUGUGGAUUUGAACGUUCUAAAGCAGUUCCACCACCGACACUGCUAUCUCUUCCACGCCGUCUCUGGAGGAAACUGUAUCAAGAGUCUCUUCCAUGGCCACUGGUGGAUGAGGGACGUGGUUUCAUUAAACAAUUGCCGUUCAAAAGAGUGUUUGAAAUGCUCAGAGGUUCUCUCUCAUAUCCCCUCGGCUGUGGUUCUUAUCUUUCUGGUUGAACUAUGUUUAAGUGCCUUAAGGAUCUUAAAGAAGCCUGCUAUGGCUUCUUUCCCUCUACCCUCCUCCCCCCCUUCUCACUGUCUUUGAGUCUAUUGCUUGUGGUCCCCACCCUAUGAGAGGCCAUGUCGAUGGGAUUUACUGUAGCGUGGGCGAGACUUGGGAAAAAGGUUUGCUUCAUUUUUGUAUCUUUUUCUUUCUGUGUGCUCUUAUGCGUAGUCUCCUUGGACAUUACCGAACAUAUUGCUAUCGUUAUGUUGCCAUUUGAUUACAAGGAGGGGGUAAAUUGUGUUGUAUAUUGCGUAAUUCAAUGUGGGGGAUGAUGAUGAUGACAUAUGUCCUGCUCUUUCAUUUUGUGUCUCGGCAAAGCAAUGGCAAAAUCCUUCAAAGUCAUUUUUGUACUUACUCAUCAACUGCUACUUAGCUCGGAGGUUGAGGCACAUUUUUCCCCCCCUGUCUUCAGCAGCAGAUUCAUUCCCACAUUCAGAGGGCUCACGAGACCCAAACAACCUCUCUCAACUUUACAGCUAAAGCACAAAUAAUAUGGAAUGAAUGAAUGAAAGUACUCGUGAUGGUCCACUGUGGAAGGCAAACGACUGUUGUAGUCCGGCGUGUAUCUGUGAGCAUUGAGGACACGUUGUAAGUUAACAAUGCAUUAAUUGUGCCCCUUGAAUACAGCAUGUUGGAAUUCCAUAAAGAGAGGUUGAACCAUCGAUGAAAUAUAUGUUAAUAUAUAUUACAUUAUACUGUAUAUGUAUAAUAGUGUUAGAAUUCUAUUUCUAUGGCUUUGUUUUUCCCAACAAUCUCAAACCCAGUGAAAGCUGAUUAAUCUGGUCCAAACGUCAAUGCACUUAAAUGUGCCUCUACUUGUAUGGUGACAGAUAAAUAAUACUGAAAUCCAGUUUGGCUCUUAUUUGCUCUCGAAACCAAAAACCGUUUGAAACUGAUGAUAGGAGAUUUGCAAAGUGCAAACUUGACAUUGGGAGCACUUGCAACAAAAGGGUUGAAGUUGAUAUGCAAAAUUGUAUGAAUAGAUAACAUUUUAGGUAGUGUAACAAAAAAUACUUUAAUUUCACCUCAUUUUAACAUUCUGUCAUAAACAGCACAUGUUCAACGACAUAAAACAACAUGUUUUCCCACCCCAAGGGGUAUUUUUUUUUACUAUUGUAAGUGCCAAUAAAUUACCAUUAAAGUAACGGAGUUGUAUGUACCCUAGAUGAUACUCUCCAUUUUGGCACUCCCCCACUUUUGUAAAAAAAUAUAUAUUUUGGAAGCUAUGGAAAUGCAUUUAUUAACGUCUACAUUUGUUUUUGUCACAUUUAUUAUUAUUUUUUAUUUGACAUAAAAUUUUGUUUGCUAAACAUAAAAAUUCCAAAUUAAUAAAUAAAUAAAAACAUUUUCCUUAAAGUAUCAUUUUUUAGAAAGCGCUACUGUCCCCACUAAAACAACACAAAUACUUAAAUACAUGAAAUGUUAUCUUUGAAACAUUUAAAUGAAAUACUGUAGAAUUCCAUUCAUUCCUAUGGAGGACUGCUUUUCUGAGGAGUGCCAAUAUGGCCAACUGGUGGCUUCAAAGCCUUUGCAUUUUUCCAAUACAUAGCAUCAGCAAUCCAGAGUUUCUAUACUUCAUUGACUCUGGAUUGCUGAUGCUAUGUAUUGGAAAAGUGCAAAGGCUUUGAAAAAAAAAAGUGAAGAUUUUUUUUCAAGCGCAGAUUUUUUCAUUCAUUUCAACAAAAAUCUGAUUUAUUGAAUUGUCCAUGUGGUUUAUAUUAAAGGGUACUUCAUUUAAUAUAACAGGCUUUUAAAAUUCAAUAUUGGUGCGCAAUUUCUACUUAAAACAUCAAAGGGACCAGUGGUUGUGUCCCAAAUGGCACCCUAUUCUCAACUAUAUAUAGUGCACUACUUUUGACCAGAUUCACAUUGGAAUAAGGUUUAGGAUUUAUCGUAGGUGUGACUUAAUGAACGGGCCUUGAACUUUUCUUCUUCUCAACUCUGAUGUUUGUCUGCUGGGUGACCUAAUGUUGUAUUUUGGCUGUCUGCUCAUCUGUUACUCAUGUUAAUUAUCGCAGUACAAGUUAUUAUCAGUGCAGUUUGUGCUUAGAGAAAGGGAGACUGUGUGUGUGUGUGUGUGUGUGUGUGCGUGCGUGCGUGCGUGCGUGCGUGUGUACGUUUUACUAUUUCUGUGAGUACCAGAAGUCCUCACAAGAAUAGUAAACAAGAAAUUCAGAGAAGUCCUCACUUGUAAAAAGGCUAUUUUUGGUUUAGGGUUAGAAUUACGGGUUAGGAAUUAGGUUUAGGGUUAUGGGUUAAAGUUAGGGAAAAUAGGAUUUUGUAUGGGAAUCAAUUGUUGGUCUCCAAAAAGUCCUCACAAGUAUAGUAAGACAUAGAGUGAGCUCCAAAACCUUUGGGACAGUGACACAUUGUUUGUUGUUUUGGCUCUGUACUCCAGCACUUUGGAUUUGAAAUGAGGUUAAAGUGCAGACUGUCAGCUUUAAUUUGAGGGUAUUUUCAUGAAUCGUUUAGAAAUUACAGCACUUUUUUUUUGUACAUAGUCCCCCUGUUUUAAGGGACAAAAAGUAUCGGGACAAAUUCACUUAUGUGUAUUAAAGUGAAGUAUUUGGUCCCAUAUUCAUAGAAUGCAAUGACUACAUCAAGCUUGUGACUCUACACAUUUGUUGGAUGCAUUUGCUCUUUGUUUUUGUUGUUUCAGAUUAUUUUGUGCGCAAUAGAAAGUCAUGGUAAAUAAUGUAUAAAUAAUGUAUCAAUGUCAUUUUGGAGUCACUUUUAUUGUAAAUAAGACUAGAAUAUGCUUCUAAACACUUCUACAUUAAUGUGGAUGCUACCAUGAUUACAGAUCAUCCUGAAUGAAUGGUGUAUAAUGAUAAGUGCACAAAUAUCAAGACCCCAAGACAUAACCUCUCACCAUUACAAUAACAGUGAAGGUUAGUAUUUGGGGGGGGGAUAAUAUUUGAUCACCUGAUAUGGAUGAAAAUACCCUCAAAUUAAAGCUGACACUCUGCACUUUAACUUCAUAGUUAUUUGUAUCAUUUCAAAUCCAAAGGGCUGGAGUAGAGAGCCAAAAGAAUAGCACGUGUCCCAAUACUUUUGGAGCUCUCUCUCUCUUUCUCUCUCUGUGUGUGUGUGUGUGUGUGUGUGUUUGUGUGUGUGUAUGUGUGCGCGUCGUGUUUGGAUAGCCUGGUGAAUAAUAAUACCAACUCCAUUUUCUCCCAUGUCAACCAGACAAUUCCAUGGUACCUCCAUAUAAUAAUAGAAACUGUUUUCUCUUUCUGCGACUCAUUCAAAAUGUUACUCGGCACUCUUGUCAUGAUAACAAGAUGAGCAGCUCUGUGUGAUAUGGAGACCAAUGGGUUUUGGGGGAAUACAAAAUAUUGUUUUCAUGAAAAUUGUAAAUAAAUUAGUGAAAUUGUAAUUUAUACAGUAAAUUAUUAUUAUUUUGUAUGUGAAUGGGAUAUAAUCUAUGUUUUGUAUAAGUUAAGUAUCUUUGCAGUUUUAUUUAAGUGAAUGUGUCCUGGUUGCUAAAUAAAUUCUGUAUGCAUGUUUCUUA
Oncorhynchus keta (chum salmon) is the source of this 6393-nucleotide messenger RNA. Its product is annotated as kremen protein 1. The coding region runs from base 274 to 1692 and encodes 472 amino acids. NCBI's taxonomy places the organism in Eukaryota, Metazoa, Chordata, Actinopteri, Salmoniformes, Salmonidae. Gene Ontology annotation, biological process: multicellular organism development. The transcript has 10 exons. Gene Ontology annotation, cellular component: plasma membrane. The record is from RefSeq and is a predicted model, not a curated record.